Molecule: messenger RNA, 2090 nt
Organism: Ilex paraguariensis (yerba mate)
Lineage: Eukaryota; Viridiplantae; Streptophyta; Magnoliopsida; Aquifoliales; Aquifoliaceae
Source: the annotation of a GenBank genome assembly
UUCAAAACCGACAACAACACAAGUCUUCACAAGUGCUGACGAUUCUCUUCUGAAACUCCGAGGUCGUACCUCCAAAUCCUAGCUUUCCCCUUGAUUUCUCAGUCCCUUGCAUUCUGCUUUUCUUGAUAGAGAAUUCCACAAUUUUCCUACUCAAAAAAGACCCAACAUUUAUCUCAGAAAUUCUCGUUCUAUUGCUUAUACAUCUACAAAUUCUCAUAGAUUUUCCCUCUGAGUUUUGCUGUUCAAACUUAAAUUCAUUGCUUUAAUUUUAUUCCUUUCUUGAUAAAUUUGGUAGUAUCAGCUGUUUUUAGAUUGAUUGGUUGGUGCAAAUAUGGAUGAUAUGAAGGAUAAAGUCAAAGGGUUCAUGAAAAAAGUCAACAACCCAUUCUCAUCAUCAUCUUCUUCUUCUUCUUCUUCGGGUAAAUUCAAAGGUCCAGGUAGAGUAUUGGGUUCAUCUUCAUUGGGAACCACAAAUCCAAUCAUUAACCGCCCAUCCCAGAAUCUCAAUUCAAGCCCAAGUAAACCCUUACCAACUUCAUCAAAUUCCAAAUCCUUGCGUGAAGAACCAAGUCAGUCUGAUAAAAAACCCCAAAAUAGGCCUGAAAAUCAGAGUUUUUCGGACCCAAAAUGUAAACCAGUAAGUGGGUUUGAUCCAUUUGACUCAUUGAUCACUUCUGGGAAGAGAAAUUCAAAUGGGUAUUCUUUAAAAGUGUUUGAAUGUCCAGUUUGUGGUGGCGGAUUUGGGUCAGAACAAGAAGUGUCAGAACAUGUUGAAGGUUGUUUUAGUAGCUCGGAGGCGAAUAAUUUGAUUGCUUCGAAGGAUUUUGAUGGUGGUGAAAGUUUGGUGGAGGUGAAAAGUAAAUUGGAGGCUUGUGUUGGUACAUAUCUUUCUGGGUAUCCAUCCAUGGGAUCUGUUGAAGUUGUGCUUAAGCUCUUGGGGAAUGUAGUUAGGGAACCAGAGAACGCCAAGUUUAGGAAGAUUCGGAUGGGAAAUCCGAAGAUAAGGGAGGCUUUGGGUGAUGUUCCAGGAGGGGUGGAAUUGUUGGAGUGUGUUGGGUUUGAACUGAAAGAGGAAGGUGGGGAGAUGUGGGCAGUUAUGGAUGUCCCUUCUGGGGAGCGAAUUGGUUUGAUUAAGAAUGCAAUAUUGUUUUUAGAACCACAAAAGGUUGAAGAUCUGCCAACGACAGCUCCAAUUAAGAUAGAUGAACCGGUUGAGCUGAAGAAAGUCGAUAGACAGAUCCGGGUGUUCUUUGCUGUCCCUGAACGUGUAGCGGCGAAAAUCGACCUGCCAGAUUCAUUCUAUAAUCUCUCACUUGAAGAAUUGAGAAGAGAAGCAGAUAUGAGGAAGAAAAAGAUGGCAGAAUCCCAGCUUUUGAUUCCUAAGUCAUACAAAGAAAAGCAGAACAAAGCUGCGAGGAAGAGGUACAGAAAAACUCUUAUCCGGGUACAGUUUCCUGAUGGAUUGGUGCUUCAAGGUGUCUUUUCUCCUUGGGAGCCAACUAGUGCUCUUUACGAGUUUGUGAGCUCAGCACUGAAAGAACCCAGCUUGGAGUUUGAGCUGGUACAUCCUGUUGUUAUCAAACGGCGGGUGAUCCCACAUUUUCCUGCAGCAGGAGAUAAAGUCACAACUCUUGAAGAGGAGGAUUUGGUUCCUACAGCACUUAUCAAGUUCAGACAUAUCGAAACAGACUCCAUUGUUUUCACCGGUCUCUGUAACGAGCUACUUGAAAUCAGUGAACCCCUUCUGACUGACUCUGCAGUUCCUUCUGUGUAAGCUCCCCCUGUCUUCAGUGCCAUUGCUGCAUCAUGCACCUUGGGGGGUGAGUAUCUAUCCCCAUAAAUGAUUCGGAGGUGUCUCAAAAUGUGUCACCCACAUACAGCAAAACCCCCCUCCUCCUUUCUUUUCUUUAUUUUUUUUUUUUGCCAAAAAACCAUUUUUUUUCUUUUCAUGUUGCAAUUUAUGAUGACGUUAUUCUUUCUUCCUACUUUCUUUGUAGAUUGCCUGAAGGCUGUAUUUGGGUACUCCUAUUUUGUACUUGAUUUUUAGCAUAAGAAGGUUUUUGUGGGCAAUAUUAGUUGUAUAUUAAUCU